Ictalurus punctatus (channel catfish) is the source of this 1943-nucleotide messenger RNA. It is a transcript of the gene chchd3a, whose product is annotated as coiled-coil-helix-coiled-coil-helix domain containing 3a. Gene Ontology annotation, cellular component: MICOS complex; mitochondrion. Gene Ontology annotation, biological process: inner mitochondrial membrane organization. The transcript has 9 exons. NCBI's taxonomy places the organism in Eukaryota, Metazoa, Chordata, Actinopteri, Siluriformes, Ictaluridae. The record is from RefSeq and is a predicted model, not a curated record. Bases 162 to 1235 code for a protein of 357 amino acids.
GGACGGCGUCAAGGCGGAAGUAGGUGUGUGUGUCAGAGUCAGUGGAAAGCGUGCAGCAGAAAAAAUAUGAAACUUUAGACUGAGUGAACUUCUACAGUUCUGCUUUAUUUUACAUCCAUGAAUUGACAGUGUGUGUCUGUGUGUGUAUAUAACGGUCAGAAAUGGGAGGCAGUAACAGCACGCGCCGCGUGUCUUUUGAGACCGAUGAGAACGAGAACGUGACGGUGGUGAAGGGCGUCCGGCUCUCUGAGAAUGUCAUCAAUCGUAUGCGAGAGCCCUCUAAACCACAAUUCGGAUCUUUGCCUCAACCUCAGGCCAAAGUGGAACCUGUGCCCAACUUGGCGCCGAUCCGUCCAGCGUUCGACCCCCCCGGACCACCACCUCCUGCCUCAGGAUCUGCAGCUGAAGCUGUAUGCCCUGCCUCUUUAUUAACCCCUCCUCCUUCUCCUCCACUCCUUCCACGUGCUUUUGAGUCCUCUCCUCCUCUUGCAACUCCACUCCCUGACCCUGUUCCCUCUGCUCCCCUCUCUCACAAACCUUCUCCUCCUCCUCCAUUUGUGGAAAUAACCGCCCCCUCUUCCACACCGACUGACCCCGCUACCCCCCGGGCUGAGCCUGCUGCUGCUGCUUCUUCUCCCUCGCUGCUUCCUCCUCUGAAUCCACCUCCAACAGCGGAUGACUCAGAGCUGAGACGGAAGAUCACUGAAGAAGUGCAGAAAGGUCUGGAAGAGGAGAGGAGCAAGAAGCAAUACGAGAUCAAUCAGUGGUUGGAGAAGGAGCGUGCCCGGGUGAAGGCGCAGGCCUACGCAGACUCUCAGGCCCAUGUACAGGAAGAGGUGAGCAGAAUCCUGGCCUCGGAGAGAGCGGCCGCUCUGGACAGGGUCACCGCCGAGGAGGAGCGACUCCGAACUAAGCUCUUAGCUAAGCAGUUGGAUGAGAGAGACCAGCAGCUGAGGAAGCAGGACGCCUUCUACAGAGAGCAACUGAACAAACUGGAGGAACGGAGCACCCAGUUUUACAAGGCCACCAAUGAGAACUAUCACAAAGCUGCGGACGAUGUGAACGCUAAAUUUAGGCGGUAUGAGAUUAGCCCCGUGUGUGCCGACCUGCAAGGUCAGAUCCUGAAGUGCUACAGAGAGAACGCUGGGAAAACACUCCUCUGCUCCAAUAUCGCCUCUCUCUACCUGCAGUGUGUCGACAGCGCUAAACAGAACAAGUUGAGGACUGGAGGCUAGUUCUGAGGAACGUAGGAGAAGCAACCAUGUUUGUGGCGUGACCUUUAGCGAGGGUUUGUCAAGAAGAGCAGAGACCAUAGAGCACCAUACAGAUACACACCUGACUCAGAGGAACAGUAUGGAGAGAUGGGAACCACUCUGUCUUUCUCUCUCUCUCUCUCUCUCUCUCUCUCUCCUUUCUUAAUGAGGACAGUGUAACAGGUAUGAGAACCAGCAGAAGUGUAGGAGAUGUGUGUCAUAAUGUGCCCAACAGCAGAAAACCAAAUGAGUGCCUCAGGGGAAUGAAACACAGCUUUAAAAAAAAAAAAAAAAAUCAUAAAAAUGAAUAAAUAAAAAAAGAUUGUCACAAUUUCAAUAGCAGCAGUUCGCGUGGGCGUCGGAGUCAGAUUUUCGUUAGUGUGAAGCUGGAAGCUGUUUCAUUGUAAACACAGUAAUCGUUUAAUUGCUCUAAAACUUCAGAUUGAUUUUGCGCUUUGUUUGAAUUGGGUAGUGAAGCGAAAGUUUUGGCACCUCAUACACGCCAAAAAAAAAAAAAAGUUAAUACAUUUUUGCACUCAUCAGGCUGGACCCAGACUCCUAUUGCACAACUGUUCAUCGUGUGUGUGUGUGUAUACAGCGCUGAUAAUGUUUCUGCUCUUUUGUUUUUCUUCUUUUUCUGUUUUUUUGCUUUUUAUGAUCUGUCUGGGAGAAUAAAAGGAUCAAACUGCA